GCCUCUUCCGCCGCGUGCGGUUGCGUGGGGCGCCGGCGAGCCGCCUGAUGCCCCCCCGCUCGGGAGAACGCGGAGAAAACGACCACUUCCCGCCCUUCACUCCCUCAGUUCCUGGCUCCCUGAGGUGGAGGAAACGCCCUGGCAGAGGUCUUCUCCAGCAGAAUCAGAGAUGUCAUCAGUAGAUUUCAAAACCUACGUGGAUCAGGCAUGCCGAGCCGCAGAGGAGUUUGUUAAUAUCUACUACACCACCAUGGAUAAGCGGAGGCGUCUGCUGUCCCGCCUGUACAUGGGAACAGCUACCCUGGUGUGGAAUGGAAAUGCUGUUUCAGGACAAGAAUCCUUAAGUGAGUUUUUUGAAAUGUUGCCUUCCAGUGAGUUCCAAAUCAACGUGAUAGACUGUCAACCUGUUCAUGAUGAAGCCACACCAAGCCAGACCACAGUCCUGGUUGUUAUCUGUGGGACGGUGAAGUUCGAAGGCAACAAACAACGGGACUUCAAUCAGAACUUCAUUCUGACAGCCCAGGCCUCCCCAAGCAACACUGUGUGGAAGAUUGCAAGUGACUGCUUCCGGUUCCAAGACUGGGCCAGCUAAUGGGGAGGGAAGGCCUCUUCACUUACCCCCAAGACUGGGGGGCACAAAUUUUGAGAUGUGGGGACACAUAGUUGUUUCUGCUGUUCCACAAACAGUCUUGGACUUUGUACCAAGAGGACACUUCCACAUUUGCUCCAAGCCUAGAAGCCCCUUUUCUAAGUAUGCACUUGUUUGCGAUAGUUGCCUUUUAAUAGUAUCAAACUUUUCUAUCUUUUUUACUUGCCAUGUAGAAAUUUGGUUCUGGAAAUUAAAAAAAAAAACAACACAAAACAAGACAAGUAAU
Echinops telfairi (small Madagascar hedgehog) is the source of this 875-nucleotide messenger RNA. RefSeq names its product nuclear transport factor 2 like export factor 1 (gene NXT1). NCBI's taxonomy places the organism in Eukaryota, Metazoa, Chordata, Mammalia, Afrosoricida, Tenrecidae. The record is from RefSeq and is a predicted model, not a curated record. Gene Ontology annotation, biological process: protein import into nucleus. The coding region runs from base 170 to 592 and encodes 140 amino acids. The transcript is spliced from 2 exons. Gene Ontology annotation, cellular component: nuclear pore central transport channel.